CGUAGCGUACUCACGCUUUAGUAGUAGAACUGUUGUGUAUUGAACGCGGUUUUUGUUACGUUGUUUUUGCAAAACUGAAUAGUCGAACAGAGAAGAUGGACGUUGACAAUCAGAGGAUGUGUUUUAAAUCACACAAGUUACUGUUGCCAUUGGAGUUGACAAUUGCAACAACCACAGGCGCGCAUUUCCGAAUAACUGUGUCCGGCUUGGAUUCUGUGAUAGGAUUAAAAUACGCUUUGGCUCGAAAGUUCAGGCUACUUGCAGGGCGCACGAGUCUCUUGUAUAAAGAUAGGUUGUUAUUGGCUGGCACCCUGGCAGACAACGAUGUUAGGAAUGGCGGAGUUCUUACAAUAGUCCCAAGCAUGGAAACCGGAUCACAUAACAUGACGACAAACUCCCGAGUGAUGCAAGCAUUGGAGAAUCUAUCAGAGUCCCAGGUGAAUGAUUUCCUGACCGGUCGCGCUCCACUACUCCUCGCCAUGAAGCUGGGGGAACACAUGAUGUUCGUGCAACUGCAACUGUCCAAUUCCUCGUGCAGCUCACGACGUCGCACCAAUCACACGCAUUGCGCCCACGGGAACAGCAAUGGCAGCCAUAGCAACAAUACGUCGUCAGAGAAGUGCAAUCCAUCUCCGAAUAGCGGGUUGAACAGUUGUAAUUCAGGGGCUGUGAUCGACAGUGUCAACCAUCUUGGGCAAGGGGUCUAUUCGGGUAAAUUUUCAGGAACUCUUGACCCAACUAUUCAGGAUCCGGCUGGGCGACCGAAGCGUGACAUCAACACCAUACUUCAGAUUUUAAACGACCUGCUGGUAGCAUCGCCCCAGUUUCGAGAGUCUGGAGGCUCGUGUUUUAGUUCUGACAAAAACUUCUCUCCACCCUGUCAACAACCUGUUUUAGAUACAACUAGAAGUUAUAAUGACAAUAGCGGGGAUGCAAAUUUGCGGGGGAAGGUCAAGACGUUAAAACGUAUGAUGGAGGAAAGAAAGUUGCGUCGCCAAGAGAAACGAGGCCUACGUGCACCCUACCAGUGGCCAAACAAGCUUUCCCAUGUGUACCAGAGGAUGAAGGCAAGGGAAAACACAAACUACGAGUCUGCUGUAAAGAGAGACCUUGAAAUGGCGGGAAAAUCUGAGUCACAUCCAGAAUCAAGUUCAUCUUUCCAGCCAUCUUCCUCCGCCCCUAUGGAGCAAGAAAGUGUUCUCGUCUGAAGCCUACUACUGGAGAUUCAUUCGGGUUCACAUUUUGCGUGUCUAACCCUUUAGACACAUUUGUUUGGCUUGUCAGCCAUUUUUGUCGUAAAAUGGCAGCCAUGUUUUGUUUUGGUGCCAUUGCAGACAUUUUGGUGGGACUUUGAUGGUUGUUCUUGUUGGAGAACUGGUUAUUUUAAUGGCGUUGUUGUUAUGGACAGUUGUCAGAUUAUGUACCAUUUGUAAGCAAGACGUUGUGUCAAUAAUUGUAACAAUGUAUUUGUGUUAAGACAUGUUUUGUUCUGUUUGUAACAUCAGCAUGUAUAAUGUAUGUUGAAAUUGACGAAAUAUGGUACAUACUGUAAGUUAAAUGAGUUAUGUAAAAACAAGAUAAAACAUUGCAAUGAGGGAUAAUAAAUGUCAUCCGUGGUUGAACAAUUGUUUGACAUUUUGUCAGAGGUCAGCAAAUCAAGAAGCGUUACAAUGUUUUAUACAAGAAAUAGUUUGUAAGUUUGUAGCUGUCCCGCAAGUUAAAGGCAACAUUGAUAGGACUAGACGCUAUGAGAUUUGUUCAUAUUUGCCAUAUAAUAUAUCCCUGCACUUUGAAUGGUGAAUGUAAAAAAGUUUCAAGUAGCAUGUAACAUAGGAGGACUAGGAACUUUUUUUGCAUUUAUCCCUGCACCCCCACUGUUUGUAUUGUAGCUUAGUUCGAUUUAAUAAUGCGCCUAUCUUCCAUUGAUUUUCAUACCUGUACCUGCUGGUUCUUACAGUUUUGUGAUAUUUAUUUGAUAUUUUUGUAUGAUACUGACAAACGCUGAUUGAUAUUUUAGAUAAAACACAUUUUUGUCGCAUUUUUGUUAUUUUCCAUGAAGAUUAACCUAAAUUGUUUUAUAUUUUAUACCUAUUCACCUUAUCAUUUUAAUUUAGACCUAAUUUCGGUAAUUUGAAUAACUGGGACAAACUGACAUUUUUCUGACAAGAGAGAGUAUAUUAAUAAUUUUUGUGACACUUUUAGAAUAUUUAUGAAGGCCGAGUGUAUUCUGGUGCAAUUUUAAUCCUAAACUUAACCUUAGAACAUUUUUUUUAACCAGCUGAUACUUGUCACAAGUGAGAUAGCAUUUUAUUUGUUGAAUAAAGACAUAGUAAAUCAGUGUCACUUAAGUCUUUAAGCUUAAUGAGAAAUUUCAGCAAACAAGUUUGUUAAAUAGUUUAUCGAAAUAUAUGCAAGAAAAAAAGAAAAUAAAAUAAAGAAAAUACCUUUUUUAAUUUUUAACACAAAUUAAAAUGGAAAACAAUACAAACAUUUACAGUAUUUAGAUAAACAGGCUUUGUACAUAAGCAUGUAAAAUGGAGGUUUAAAUACAUGUAUUAAAAUAUUAUGGAUGUUUAUAUCACCUCCACAUUUAACGGAGUUUAAUAUAUGUAUUUCUAUCUAGUGUGUGCUUGUUUGAACUAGUUACAGAUAUGUUAGUAGCAUACCUUUGUAUAGUUUCACAUUUUCUACGAUAUAAUUGAGGACUUAGGUACAUUUUUCAAUUUUUACUUUUAUAAACGGAUUUAGUAAGUUGUUAAGAAGAAUACUGUCAACUGUUUCUGUUUCAUCAUUUUUAGGAGAAACAUGUUAUAUUUAUUUGUAAAAUCAAUUACAUACAUUACAUUUUUGUAAAAUCAAUAACAUAAUUACAUUUUUGUAAGAUCAAUUAACAUCCAUUACAUUUUUGUAAAAUCAAUAAUAUCCAUUAAGUUUUGUAAAGUCAAUGACAUCCAUCACAUUUUUGUAAAAUCAAGGAACAAUUAAGGCCAGUUCUAUAUCACUGUAUACUUAUUUUACUAUCAUGUAUAUGUUGACGCUGUUGAAACAAUUAUAAUGGAGCUAGACUGAUCCUUUCUUUGUACUUUGUGUAUUAUAUUUUCUAAAUCUUAUUUAUUGCUUUUGUUUAACUUAUAGACAUAAAUGGCAGUUCAUUUUUAGCAUACAUGCCACGAUUUUACAUCCUCAGCCCAUAGAUAUCCCCACCCCCACCUCUUAUAUUGGAUUGUUUAAUAUACCAUGGUUGAAAAAUGCCAUAAUUCAAAAAACACCUGUUUUGCAACAAAAAAUGUUUUCUUUGGCUUUAACAUCACUUUACUUUAAAAUUUAAAUGUUGUGUAAAAAAAAAAAUGUCAAUGGUUAAAAUGGGCAAAUAAUAAUCAGAAGAAAACCUGGCAUGUAUCGGCUAACAUUUCACGAUCCAGAGUCGUAUCUUCUAUGCUCCUUCAAAACAUUUUGGAGGUUGUAUUGUUGAAUUUUAUUUAAUUGUGUAUUUGCCUGUGUUUAUUGUGUUUUUUAUAUAAUAAUUAAAUUCUUAUAAAAGAGCAAAAUCUC
This is a messenger RNA of Mya arenaria, 3552 nucleotides long. Its product is annotated as midnolin-like. Gene Ontology annotation, cellular component: nucleus. The transcript has 7 exons. The coding region runs from base 96 to 1208 and encodes 370 amino acids. Gene Ontology annotation, molecular function: protein binding. Lineage: Eukaryota; Metazoa; Mollusca; Bivalvia; Myida; Myidae. The record is from RefSeq and is a predicted model, not a curated record.